Colletotrichum graminicola M1.001 is the source of this 3291-nucleotide messenger RNA. RefSeq names its product glycosyl hydrolase family 38 domain-containing protein. The coding region runs from base 1 to 3291 and encodes 1096 amino acids. Lineage: Eukaryota; Fungi; Ascomycota; Sordariomycetes; Glomerellales; Glomerellaceae. Gene Ontology annotation, cellular component: fungal-type vacuole membrane. Gene Ontology annotation, biological process: mannose metabolic process; oligosaccharide catabolic process. The record is from RefSeq and is a predicted model, not a curated record. Gene Ontology annotation, molecular function: carbohydrate binding; alpha-mannosidase activity. The transcript has 7 exons.
AUGUGCGUACAUGACGCCUCUUGUGCCAACGGCUCGUCCUCAGUGACGACGCCAUACCCGUUACGCGCACCCGUCCCCGUGGGGAAGAGAGCAAACAAGCUCUACAGAGACCGUACGGCCAACUUCUACUCACCAGGACAAUGGGAGAAGGUCAACUUGCUUUCAAUGAUGCACCUUGCAGUGCGCUCCCAGCCGCCGGAUCUCAGGCUUUCGGUCUGGAGUAGCCCCGGACUGAGCCGUCCUGCCUUCUCCGAGGCCACGAUAGAGGCGAAUGGGUUCCGACCGGCCCAGGUCGGCGAGUCCUUCGGUCCGUCUUGGUCGACUCACUGGUUCAAGGUGCAGAUCAGGAUCGCGGAGGAGAUGCGCCAGAUGGAGCACCUCGAGCUACAUUGGGAUUGCAGCAACGAAGCAACGGUCUGGAACGCUCAAGGCGAGCCCCUCCAGGGUCUGACAGGUCGUGGUGAACGGGUCGAGUGGAUUAUUCCAGCGUCUUUCAAAGACGGGGCCGAACACACCAUCUUCAUCGAGAUGGCCUGUAAUGGCAUGUUUGGAAACGCUGCGGGGGACCCCAUCUUCAAGAACAACGCCAACGGGGAUGCCAUCCAGCCGCCGGACCCGGACAAGCACUUUGUCCUCGCAAAGGCCGAGAUCGUCGCGGUGGACCUGCAGGCCCGGAUGCUGCACACGGACAUGCACGUCAUCCACCAGGCGGCGCAGGAGUUCCCCGAGGACUCGUGGGAACAGCACGAGGCGCUGAACAUCGCGACCCGGAUCAUCAACACCUUCAGGGUCGGGGACCGGGAGUCCAUCGUCCGCAGCCGGAAGAUUGCCGAGGAGUACCUGGGCCCAGACGUUAACUCGGAAGCCGUGUUCCGUGUCAACGGCGAAAAGGACGCCAGCGUGUUUGCCAUCGGGCAUUGCCAUAUUGACACUUGCUGGCUGUGGCCCUGGGAGGAGACGAAACGCAAGGUGGUGCGCUCGUGGUCGAACCAGUGUGACUUGAUGGACAGAUACCCGGAGCUCAACUUUGCCUGCUCACAGGCUCAGCAGUUCAAAUGGCUCAAAGAGGGCUACCCCUUCGCUUGGGAAAGGGUCAAGGCCAAGGUCAAGGCCGGUCAGUUCCAUCCCAUUGGCGGCUGCUGGAUAGAGCACGACACCAACAUGCCCAGCGGCGAGUCCCUCAUCCGCCAAUUCCUCUUCGGUCAGCGGUUCUUCGAGAGUAACUUUGGGCGUCGUUCUACCACGUGCUGGCUGCCGGAUACCUUUGGCCAGUCGAGCCAGAUCCCGCAGCUCUGCCGCCAAGCCGGAAUGAACAGGUUUCUCACUCAAAAGAUUUGCUUCAACAACAUGAACGAGUUUCCUCACACAACGUUCAACUGGGUUGCUCUCGACGGGAGCCAAGUAAUCUGUCACAUGCCGCCCGCAAAGACAUAUUGCGCAGAUGCUACUUUCGGAGACGUGAAGCGCAGUAUGACGCAGCACAGAUCGCUCGACCAAGAUCACACAUCUCUCCUCGUGUUCGGCAAGGGAGACGGCGGCGGCGGCCCUACCUGGCAACAGAUCGAGAGGCUGCGUCGGCUCAGAGGCCUCUCGGACACCACGGGUUUGCUUCCCCGCGUCCACUCUGGCGGAACCCCUGACGAUUUCUUUGACAAGCUCGAAAAGAAGGCACAUACCUUUCCCACGUGGCACGGCGAGCUUUACUUCGAGCUCCAUCGCGGCGUCUACACCACUCAAGCCCAGACCAAACUCAACAAUAGGAAAGCAGAGAUUCUCCUCAGAGACAUCGAGCUUCUGGCAACCAUCGCAUCCGUUUCAGACGCGUCGUAUAGCUACCCGAAGAAAGACCUAGAUGAGAUGUGGGAGGGCGUGCUCCUCUGUCAGUUCCACGACUGUCUCCCAGGCACCGCUAUCGGGAUGUGCUACGACGACUCUGACAAGGUUUACGCGAACGUGUACCGUAUUGGCAGCAACCUGCUCGAGGGCAUUUACAAAGCACUCAGCAUCAGCAAGAUUAAUAGCAAGAUUUCAAGCACCGAUAAUUUGGCGGCAUUGAAUACGCUAGGAUGGCACCGAAAAGAGGUCAUAGCCACAGAAGACGGCAAGCGCUUGAUUGCAUGUGGCACCGGGAAUGCUAUUUCCAUCGAGGAACCUUCUCUUGCCUCCCAGAAAGCCGUGUCCGUCAAAGAGGUUUCCGACGGCGUGUUUGAGCUACAGAACAGCCGUUUCACCGUGACUGUCGAGAAGGGCUGCAUCACCUCCCUAUACGACCGCCGAGCCAGGCGCCAGGUCCUGUCGGGCAGGGCUAACAAUUUUGUCAUAUUCGACGACAAGCCCAUCUACUGGCAGGCCUGGGACGUCGAGGUCUUCCAUCUGGAGACGCGCGAGGAACUCCAGAGCUCAGCCACGUCCGUCGCCGAGGACACGCCGCUCCGGGUCAGCGUGGUGACGGAGACCAGGAUCAGCGACGUGAGCUCCAUCAAGACAACGAUAAGCCUCUCGGCCGCGUUCGACGACGAUGACGACGCAGGCCAUUCGUACGUGGAAUGCACGGCAGAGGUUGACUGGCACGAGACGAUGAGGUUUCUCAAGGUCGAGUUUCCUGUCGGCGUUCGUCACCACGAAGCCUCCUAUGACACCCAGUUCGGUGUUAUCCGUCGGCCAACACACUACAACACUUCCUGGGAUAUGGCCAAGUUCGAAGUAUGCUGUCACAAAUACGCCGAUCUGUCCGAGUACGGAUAUGGCGUGUCCAUCUUGAACGAUAGCAAAUAUGGGUUUGCUACGGUAGGCAACACAAUGCGCCUGUCGCUCCUUCGGUCCUCCAAAGCCCCCGAUGACAUGGCGGACAUGGGCAAGCACACCAUCAGAUGGGCCAUACUGCCUCAUCAAGGCUCUCUCGGCCCCGAGACUGUGCGGGCAGCGUUCAACUUCAACAACCCCCUCAAGUUGGUCUCGGUUUCCCCCGAAUCUCCGCUCCGUGCCGUCCCCAUCGCUCUGACGGGCGACCAGAACCUGGUUCUGGACACGAUCAAGCGUGGUGAGGACGACGAGGGCGUAAGUCUAGGUGAGCUGCCUACUCGCCCUGGCAAGAGCGUCAUCGUCCGGAUAUAUGAGAGCCUUGGUGGGCGCGGCAGGGGGAGGCUGGAGACCAAGUGGAAACUCAAGAGCGUCCACAAGAGUAAUAUUCUCGAGGAUGACGAAGAGGAAGUUCCUGUUGUCGACAAUGGCUUUGACGUCGACCUUGGUCCGUUCCAGCUACAGAGCUACCGACUCGUGCUCGAUGUUUGA